GGCGGCUGGCGGCGGAGGGCGGCUGAGGGCGCCGAGGCUCCGCGCCGUGGCCUCGCGUCCCGUGCGCGCCCAUCAGGCGCCGCGCCCGCUCGCGGCGGGGAUCCGGCCGGUGCGCGGCAGACCUCCGGCCCCGCGGCGGCGGCUCUCGCUGUCUGCUCCGUGCCGGGCCCGGCGGGCGGCGCUGCCCGCUCCGGGGCGAUGCGCUGAGCGCGCCGAGGGCCGAGCUCGGGGACCACGGCGGCGGGGGGAGCCGAGCCCAUGGAGCCGGCGGGUACCCGGCGGAGCCGGCGGACGCCGCCGCCGCCGCUGCUGCUACCGCUGCUCCUGCAGGUGGCGGGGCCGGCGGGCGCCCUGGCCGAGACCCUGCUGGACGCGCCGCGGGCCAUGGGCACCAGCUCCAGCUCGCCCAGCCCCGCGAGCGUGGUGGCUCCGGGCACGACGCCGUUCGAGGAGAGCCGACUGCCGGUGUUCACCCUGGAUUACCCCCACGUGCAGAUCCCCUUCGAGAUCACCCUGUGGAUCCUGCUGGCCUCCCUGGCCAAGAUCGGCUUCCAUCUGUAUCGCAAGUUACCCACCAUAGUGCCUGAGAGCUGCCUCCUCGUCAUGGUUGGACUGCUGCUGGGUGGGAUUAUUUUCGGAGUGGAUGAGAAAUCCCCCCCGGCCAUGAAGACGGAUGUGUUUUUCCUGUACCUCCUCCCCCCCAUCGUGCUGGAUGCGGGCUAUUUCAUGCCCACCCGCCCGUUCUUCGAGAACAUCGGCACCAUCUUCUGGUACGCCGUGGUCGGGACGCUUUGGAAUUCCAUUGGCAUCGGGGUGUCCCUGUUUGGCAUCUGCCAGAUCGAAGCCUUCGGCCUGAGUGACAUCACUUUGCUACAGAAUCUGCUCUUUGGCAGCUUAAUCUCGGCUGUGGACCCCGUGGCCGUGCUCGCUGUCUUCGAGAAUAUCCAAGUCAACGAGCAGCUCUACAUCCUGGUCUUCGGGGAGUCCCUGCUGAAUGAUGCCGUGACAGUGGUCUUGUACAACCUGUUCAAGUCUUUCUGUCAGAUGAAGACCAUCGAGACCAUCGACGUGUUUGCUGGAAUCGCCAACUUCUUCGUCGUGGGGAUUGGCGGGGUGCUGAUUGGCAUCUUCCUGGGCUUCAUCGCGGCGUUUACCACUCGCUUCACACACAACAUCCGCGUGAUCGAACCGCUGUUCGUCUUCCUGUACAGCUAUUUGUCCUACAUCACAGCCGAGAUGUUCCACCUGUCGGGCAUCAUGGCAAUCACAGCUUGUGCAAUGACCAUGAAUAAGUACGUGGAAGAAAACGUGUCUCAGAAAUCCUACACGACCAUCAAGUAUUUCAUGAAGAUGCUAAGCAGCGUCAGCGAGACCCUGAUCUUCAUCUUCAUGGGCGUGUCCACCGUCGGGAAGAACCACGAGUGGAACUGGGCCUUCGUCUGCUUCACCCUGGCUUUCUGCCUGAUCUGGAGGGCGCUGGGUGUCUUUGUCCUGACUCAGGUCAUUAACUGGUUCCGCACGAUUCCCCUGACCUUCAAGGACCAGUUCAUCAUUGCCUACGGUGGGCUCCGCGGGGCCAUCUGCUUCGCGCUGGUGUUUCUCCUUCCUGCUGCCGUGUUUCCCCGGAAAAAGCUGUUCAUCACGGCGGCAAUAGUGGUCAUAUUCUUCACUGUCUUCAUCCUGGGAAUAACUAUCCGACCGCUGGUGGAGUUCCUUGAUGUUAAGAGGUCCAAUAAGAAACAGCAAGCUGUCAGUGAGGAAAUCCAUUGCCGGUUUUUUGAUCACGUGAAGACCGGGAUUGAAGAUGUUUGUGGACACUGGGGUCACAACUUUUGGAGAGACAAGUUUAAGAAAUUUGAUGACAAGUACCUGCGGAGGCUUUUGAUUCGGGAGAACCAACCCAAGUCAAGCAUUGUGUCUUUAUAUAAAAAGCUUGAAAUAAAACAUGCCAUUGAGAUGGCAGAGACGGGAAUGAUAAGUACUGUCCCUUCUUUUGCAUCUCUGAAUGACUGUCGUGAAGAAAAAAUAAGGAAGCUCACACCUGGUGAAAUGGAUGAAAUUCGAGAAAUAUUAUCAAGAAAUCUCUAUCAGAUCCGUCAGCGAACUUUGUCCUACAACCGACACAAUCUGACGGCCGACACGAGUGAGAGGCAAGCCAAGGAGAUCCUGAUCCGUCGAAGGCACAGCCUUCGGGAAAGCAUUCGGAAGGACAGCAGCUUGAAUCGAGAGCACAGGGCUUCCACCUCAACCUCCCGAUAUUUAUCCUUACCAAAAAAUACAAAGCUUCCAGAAAAGCUACAAAAGAAAAAGAAUAUUUCUAAUGCAGGUGGCAACAGCAGUGACUCAGACCCAGACGUCGGGACCACCGUCCUCAACCUGCAGCCCCGAGCCAGGCGCUUCUUGCCAGAACAGUUCUCAAAGAAAGCCCCCCAGGCCUAUAAAAUGGAAUGGAAGAACGAGUUUUUCAGUGAACGGCACUAAAAAUACUCAGAACACCUUUCCGUGGCAUCCAGGGCAGCUCCUAGAGGAUGGGGGGCCAUCAGCUCGGGGUGGUGUUUCCUGAUCCUGAGCUGAUGCCAGUUAAGGAAAAGCACAGCACGGAGCAGAGACCCCUGAGGACGGCAACAGCCAGAGCAUCUAGGCAGAACCUCGUGGCCUGGCUCCCAGACUGCAGCGCCUAUGAAAUGAUGAGAGUCAGCUGGUUUUCAAUUUGUUCCUCAUUUGACCUCGUUGAUGUCGUUUGGGGUGACACCUAGAUUCCAUCUCCCCGUCGUGUUUAAAUGGUACAAGAGAAGGGCUGUGUGGGUGAAACCAGCUUAUGCUGUAUGCCAGACUCAGAGCCAGCUUGUGAUGAAGUCUGGCCUCACGUGGUGGGUGUGGAGAUGACAGGGCAGCGCCUGCACAGCUGGCUGCCGGGUUUUAUAUUGUGCAAUACUGGGAGGAAGAUGCAGGAGAUCCCCUGUCACGCCCACCUGCAGCCACCUGCUUUAGACCUUUUCUGUAGCACAUUCUAGAACUUUGAAUCCAGGACAGAGGCUCCAAGCAGACAAGGAUAAAAGUAGGGAUAAACAAUAUUCCAAUGUUUAACAAAUUGGUGAGAAUUCAGGUUUUGAAUUUUAUGCAGGAAGCACUUUGGAGAAUGUGGGAGUUCUCUUUUUUUUUGCACUAGUCUGUAAUUUGUUACCUCUCCCCCCUCAAGAAAGUAGUAGCUCAAAUUCUUCAUCUAAAAACGAAUUCUACUCAUCUGAGUACUUUUUAAAAGUACAGCAGAAAGACAAGAAGUGGAACAUAAUCAUUAAAGAUUAAUAUUGGAAUCUCUCAGACUAUAGAUUUUAUUGGACUGCCACUUUUCCCAGAAAAACCCCCUCUUUAAAACUUGACUAGAACAAGACUCAAAAUUUCUGGGUUUAGAUAUGAGAUGAAGCCACUCAUGUAGUCCCUUGGAUUCACACUGGAGAUACAGCAAAGGAGACAAGUGACCACAUACAAUUGCUGGAAAAAUAUGAAUAAAUUAAACAAAAAGAUCCGGUACUUAGAAAUCCUCAGCUGUAAAUCUUAUCCCUUCCUUCUUCCUCCACCAACGUGAAGUAAAUCUUCUACCUUUUUUUCUCAUGUUCUAAAAUCUUGGAAUACUGCUAGAUUGUUGGGCAUGAGACAGAGGGAAGGGUAAACACACAAGGUACAAGUUCAAAAAGUGCACGAUUUCUUUCCCAAACUCUCCCAGGUUGAUCAGUGGAAAGCAAUGUAGACGUAAUUUGAAAACUACACGUUUAGGACCCUGUGCCAAAAUUCUUAAUUUUAAAUGGAAAUAUUUAUAUAUAAAAAAAUAUAUAUGUGUUUCAUCUGCUGGAAAUAAAUUAAAACUUUUAAUUUAGAAUUUUCAUUAUAGGACUAUAAUUUAUCAAGAGAUGUGAUGUAUAUUCUUGAGAUUUUGAAGACUAAGUUACAGUUUAUGAAAUCUGAAAAGGAAGGUUGAAAUGUAAAAUGAUCUUAAAAAUGAAUUUCCUGAUUUUUCUUGGUGUCCUAGAUUAAUAAAUAUUAGAAGGAGUCUAACGUUCUGGAACGGAAGGAGAAAAACAUGGAAAUGUUUAUUAUGAUAAACAUUCUUGUUAAGCACGUAGACCAAAUUCAGCUUUCACCAAUUAAAAGUCAGCUAAAACACUUGGAUGACAUUGUGUAAAUUUCUAAAAAGGAACACUUAUGUCAUUUUAUCUUUAUUAUCAGUUUAAAUUUUUCCUUAUCUGUGGAAUGAUAAAAUCGAUGAAAAAGAAAUUUGACUUUAGUUUUUUCUCUGUACCUUCUUUUUAUGAAAUUAUUAAUUUCUAGACACUACAGGAGGAGAGGGUAUGGAGUUGAAACCCUUUAACUAAAUGUCACAACAAUCUAAAUUUCUGCAGUACAGAAACAUCCCUGCCCUUGUAAAUGAUUCCCUUGUUUCAAACAACACUUGAUCCGGCCAAAGUUCCAGUGUGACUGGGGAAUUUUGAUGGGUCUUUAAUGUUUGUUGUAAAAAAAAAUUGAUUUGAACUAUUUACAAAGUCAGGGCUUAUUUCUUUAUAUGUGAUGCUAAGGCCGAUUGUUGGGAGCAGUUAUGUCAGUUAGCAAACGAUUAGAAAUUGGCCCCAAAGUCUGACACUUUUUAGAAACAUGUGUUUGCUGUAUAUGCCUCCAAACAUUCAGGGUGAAAUUCCCUUCGGCUUUUGCUAAGCUUUGGAGUCGGGGUGUACCGUUUUACCUGGCGGGGGGGGGGGGCAUGUUUGUUUAUAUAAGAAGCGAGAAGCAGUUAUUUAUUACAUGUCUCAACACAUUUUAUAUCUGUUGCAUUGCCCAAAUCAUGUUUAUGUUAAAACUGGCAUUUCACAAACAAGUAUGAGAACUAUAAUAUUUUAUGAGUUCCAAGUGCAUACUUUACUCUUUCAAGAGUGAUUGAAAGGUUUCUUUGUGCAGUUGAAGUAGCUGUGACAUUAUGUUGAGGCCUGAACACUGAAUAUUGAUUCCCUCCAUCAGCUUGAACAAGUCAGGCUGAUGAAUCAGAACUGUCUGGCAAUCUGGGGUUUUCUGGUUCAUUUUUUUUUCUCCACUUUUAGAGCAAAAUGGGUAGUUUUCUGGUUUUUUUUUUUUUAAGAUUUUUUUUUUUUGAUGUGAACCAUUUUUUUUUAAAGUCUUUAUUGAAUUUGUUACAAUAUUGCUUCUGUUUUAUAUUUUGGUUUUUUGGUGGCAAGGCACGUGGGAUCUUAGCUCCCUGACCAGGGAUUGAACCCACACCCCCUGCAUUGGAAGGCAAAGUAUUAACCACCGGACCGCCAGGGAAGUCCCAGCUUGCUGGUAUUUUAUAUCCCACAUUUUAACCAGGUCCUUUCUUCAGCCUACCUGCAAUGCAAGUGAGAGCCCCAGCUGGUAACUGCUGCCUGGCAGGGACCAUAGCUCUCAUCCACGAGAAAUGACAAGAAAUGACAGCUCCCUUUGGAAUUUCUCCCAAUGUCAUUCACUUCCCACGUGGCUGACACCCUCAGACGGUCGGUCAGCAGAUGGUGGCCAAAUACCCACAUGGUUAGUUAGCUGUUGAGUGUUUUCAGUGUUCUGCUGGCACAUCAUUUUCCAAUCCCUUUUAUAUUUCUAGUUUUCUACAAUUUUUUUUCAAAUAAAAUUCUACUUGACUACCUCUAAGAAUAGUCAAUAAACUGUGGGUCAGUUCUCAUACCGGUCUGGUCAGGGAAUGAGUUUUUCUGUGUGCAGAGUUAACCAAGCUACUGUAAAUGGACGGUCACGUUUCAACCCGCAUGGCGUAUUCAUUCUUUUGGAUGGCUCGGGACCUUUCAGUCUGUCACAGAGGUUUUAUGGGGACCCGUCAUCCUUGUAUUGUAGGGUGGAGAAAAUCCCUCCGUGAGAUGCCCAGCAGACUUAAUGCUGGACAUACUGGUGGUGACUUUUCUGAUUUUCACUUCUGUAACGAAAUACUUUGAAUUAAAUAUUCAAAUGUUUUUCCCCUUUUUUAUUUCAUUGGGUCCUGCUGAGUCCUAAGUACGAGUGGUAACUGAAUUUCUAAUUUAAACGAGGCUUUUUUUCUACUUAAAUUUCUAGUUUAAAUGAGGCCUCCAGUUACAGUAUCUGCCAAACAGAAAGUUUAUGUGUGUAUGCUGACAAAGGAGCGCUUCUCCUGGUUUCUGUGAAAUGUCAUACAGAAGUUUAAAAUAUUAAAUUACAUGGAAAUGUUUAAUUAAUCACUAUGGAGAAAAUAAUACAUCACAUGAAACUAGGAAAGCCCCAGAAAUUCCAACUUUUAUAUUUAUACAUCAAAACCAUUCUCAUUUGUACUAAAUGGGGUCAUUAGAGCUGGAAUUUGUG
This is a messenger RNA of Eubalaena glacialis (North Atlantic right whale), 6345 nucleotides long. Its product is annotated as sodium/hydrogen exchanger 2. NCBI's taxonomy places the organism in Eukaryota, Metazoa, Chordata, Mammalia, Artiodactyla, Balaenidae. The coding region runs from base 259 to 2481 and encodes 740 amino acids. Gene Ontology annotation, biological process: sodium ion transport; regulation of pH; proton transmembrane transport. Gene Ontology annotation, molecular function: sodium:proton antiporter activity. Gene Ontology annotation, cellular component: membrane. The transcript is spliced from 13 exons. The record is from RefSeq and is a predicted model, not a curated record.